Elgaria multicarinata webbii is the source of this 2554-nucleotide messenger RNA. RefSeq names its product DENN domain containing 1C (gene DENND1C). Gene Ontology annotation, cellular component: cytosol; intracellular membrane-bounded organelle. The record is from RefSeq and is a predicted model, not a curated record. Bases 61 to 2256 code for a protein of 731 amino acids. Gene Ontology annotation, molecular function: phosphatidylinositol phosphate binding; guanyl-nucleotide exchange factor activity. Gene Ontology annotation, biological process: endocytosis; endocytic recycling. The transcript has 23 exons. NCBI's taxonomy places the organism in Eukaryota, Metazoa, Chordata, Lepidosauria, Squamata, Anguidae.
AAGAUUUCCCCCUUGGUUGCUUCUGCGGGAUGACAAUUGUGAUGGAAUGAUCCAAGGAAGAUGGGGUCCCGAAUCAAGGAAAAUCCACAGAGGAUAUUUGAUCUGUUCUUCGAAGCUUCCUGUCCAACACCUGCAGAUGAUGAUCCUCGAGUGCUCAGACAGUUUCCUCUGGAGUUCGAUGAUCAGGAAUCAAUACAGAUGCUGUCCAGGUUUUGCUUCCCCUUUGAUAUAGAAAGGGUUAAGGAGAGCACUGCCGUCCAACACUUCACUUUUGCACUCACCGAUAUGGACGGGAAACAGCGCUUUGGUUUCUGCCGACUGGCCAUAGGCUUCCAUACCUGCCUAUGCAUCCUCAGUUACUUGCCCUGGUUUGAAAUUUUCUACAAGAUCCUAAACUAUGUCGCAGACAACUUAGCCAAGAAGCAGAUUGCAGAACUGGAUAAGUUCAUAGCGGCCCUGUAUAUCCACCCUGUGCCUAACCUCAGCAGCCCUAUCAGGCUUGAAUUCGACCCAAAGAUGACCAAAUUGAAAAUUUCCACUGUGAACGAUCUAAGCAGAGAAGACAGGAACCAAGAUUUUAAUCCCGGGAUGACAUCAGCUUAUUUCAUUGCCCCUGACCAUUGCAAACUGCCCACCAUCCCUGAAAACAGGAACCUGACAGAGUUUGUUGUGGCUGUGGAUGUGAACAACAUGCUGUAUCUGUAUGCAAGCCUGCUCCAUGAGCGACGGAUCCUGCUCACCACCAGCAAGCUCAGCACACUCACCGCCUGUGUGCAGGCUUCCUCCGCCAUGUUGUACCCCAUGCACUGGCAGCACAUCUACAUCCCCGCGUUGCCCUCGCACCUCCUUGACUACUGCUGCGCCCCCAUGCCCUAUCUCAUCGGAGUCCACAGCAGCCUCAUGGAGAAGGUGAGGAGCAAAGCCCUGGAAGAUGUCGUCAUUCUCAACGUUGAUACCAACACGGUGGAAUCACCAUUCCAAGACCUUGAAAGCCUUCCAAGCGAUGUAGUCUCUCUAUUGAAGUUCCAGUUGAAGAAACAAUCGGCGGCGACCGGGGAUGGUGUCGCCCGAGCCUUCCUCAGGGCACAGGCCCUGCUGUUUGGCAGCUACCGUGAGGCGCUUGUUUGUGUCCCAGGUGAGCACAUCACCUUUAGCCAAGACAGCUUUCUGCAGCAAGGGUCCGGCGCCAUGCAGGCCUUCCUCCAGCGGGCCGUGCACCUGCAGCUUUUCAAGGAGUUCAUCGAUGACCGCCUGGAGAAGCUAAACACGGGAGAGAACUUCUCUGACCUUUUUGAGCAGGAGAUCAAUAGAAGUGUGUCUCCAGGUAGCAUGCAUUCCUACCAGCAGUGGGUGGAGAACCUAAAAAAAGGUGGAGGAGCCCUGAUAAGUACCAUGAAGAACAAGGCUAAUCCAGCUGUCAGGAGCGCAUACCAAUAUGCCAAAGGGCAUGCCAAAAUGAGGCUGAAGAAUAUGCGGAGUCGCCUGAUGGAGAAGGACUCCAGUUUGGACCAGCACCGACAGCGAGGACAUUCCUUGGACUGUGAUCACGUCUCCAGCCCCAUCCUCCCCGCCAGGAGCAGACAGUCUGAGACCCUGCAAAGCCGCUUGCCUAUCACCCAGCACUUUGGGAAGUCUCGCCCCAGGCGACCACAAAGGCAGAGCAGCAGGACAGACCUGGAGACUCAAGGGGAUGCCUCCAUCUCCUCCAGCACAAUGUCACUGGAUUGCUCCCCAGAGCCCGAUGAAGGUGAGAAUGUUCACCCAGGUUUCCUGGGCCCAGGUGGCUUUGAUCUCUUAGGGGAAAUCUUUGAGACGCUGAACCUGAUGGAGCCCAGCCAAGCCAGACGGCCUCUCUAUGGGACCCGCAGCCUGGACUUCUGCAACCUAGAAGAGAGGAACUUCUAUACUAAGCUCAGGCCCAGCCGAGAGACCCUCUAUGAGCCCGUGUCUGAGGAACAGGAUGAUGGUGACUCCUUGUCUGAAGACAUGAAGUUCCUGCCCUCUCUGGUUUCGGAGCAUGUGCAGAGCGCUUUGUUGCUGUCCAGCAGAGUUGCAGAUGAAAGCAGUGACAGGUGGGAUCAUGGCAUGCCAGACCCGCAAGAGAUUCCUGGCCCUCAGACUACAGCAGUUCCCAUGCAGGAAGAGGAGGAGGAAGACGAAGAGGCUGCUUCUACUGCUGCUAGCGAUAAGCCAACCCAGAUGGCAUGGUCCCAGGAUGAAGACAGCAAAGGAGGCCCCCAAUACCAGUGCAAAUAGAACAGGAAACUGCACUCCUGGGAAGUCUGGAUAGGAAUCUAGGGUUGACCAGACCUUUGAACCCCCUCCAGCUGCCCCCACCCCAAAAGCAGGGACAGAAACACCCAGUGGCAUCCAACCACCCGCAGCAUCGUUCCAAACAGAAGUCAGCGUGAACGCUGACGUCAUGGCAAAGGAAGGCGUCCCAGUCCUUGGACAAGUCACCAAAACACAACACCCGGAGCUGGUCGGCUAUCUGGAAGAGGAAGACUACUUGUGUUUGGCUCCUGGAGGCCACAGGUAGUCCUUGGGACUAGAG